Molecule: messenger RNA, 960 nt
Organism: Grosmannia clavigera kw1407
Lineage: Eukaryota; Fungi; Ascomycota; Sordariomycetes; Ophiostomatales; Ophiostomataceae
Exons: 3
Coding region: 1-960 (319 amino acids)
Source: RefSeq, a predicted model, not a curated record
AUGGCCACCACUAUGCUUCCCCACCAUUCUCGGGACUUCAUGGAGGUGCUGAGCCCCGAGGACUUUGAGACGGCCUCUAUCCGCUCUGCUGCUCCGUCCUAUUCUUCCGAAACGCCGUCAACCCACUAUACCGUCCCGAACCAUGCCGGCGGCUCUUUGCCCCCGUACGCGCCACCGGAGCGUGUGCCCGGCGCCGCCUCAUCCAACCGCCACAAUUCUGUUCCUUCUGCACAGUCGGCUCCCAUGGCCUCGUCUGCUCGGCGCGCCGGCUCAGCAUCAGCUGCUUCCGGCCUACCCAGCAUCGCGAGCUACGGGCUCUCUAUGGACAACGAUAUAGGCCGUCGCGGCGAGAUGCCCAACCUGUCACAGUUUCGCAUUCCGUCGUGGUCCAGCAUCUCGUCGAACCCCAACGCCCGCCUCUACCACUCCGUCGCCCUGCGCCGCGUCGCUGCUGCCGAGCACGCCUCUGCUGCUGCCGAGAUCGGCGGCCUCAUGCGACGUCUCGCCAUUCUCGAGCGCGCCGAGCUGGCGGAGGCUGUUGCAUCUGCCCGCAACGGUGCUAAUAAUAGUGGCAACGCACGAAUCGGCAGCAGCCAAGCCACCACCCGCCCUUUGGAGGAUCCUCACCUAGUCGGAGAGGCUGCUGCUCGCCGUACCCGUGCUGCACGACUGGCCCGUGACACCCCUGCUCCUGCAGACGACGCUCUCAUCCGCGAGGAUCGGCGCUGGGACUGGUUUCUUGGUUCGUUUGCUCGCCCUUCCAAUGUCCCCUCAUCACGCCACGGCCUAUCGCUCGCCCCGAGGCGCCACAUCCGUCUGCAUCCGGGCUUCAUACGCUGCCAGAUGAAGGGCCGUCACAGACCCGGAUGGAGCCAGUCGUCUUCCCGGAUUCGCCGGCAAUUUGAUGUUACCAGACUGCCGGCCGCCACUAUGCGGCACAUCCGUACUGGCCGUCUGUAA